Messenger RNA from Paramecium tetraurelia, 1230 nucleotides. RefSeq lists its product as uncharacterized. Lineage: Eukaryota; Ciliophora; Oligohymenophorea; Peniculida; Parameciidae. The record is from RefSeq and is a predicted model, not a curated record. Gene Ontology annotation, molecular function: protein tyrosine phosphatase activity; phosphatidylinositol-3,4,5-trisphosphate 3-phosphatase activity. Gene Ontology annotation, biological process: protein dephosphorylation. The transcript has 9 exons. Gene Ontology annotation, cellular component: cytosol.
AUGAAAAUAAAAUCAAAUAAGGCAAGUUAAAAAAACAAAAAGUCUACCUCCACUACCAUCUCCUCUGAUUUAUUGGAUAUCACAUAUAUUUGUCCGAGAAUUCUGGCUAUGUCAUUCCCUAAUGAUGGAAAUUCAGAACACAAAAACAAAAUAGUUGAUGUUGCUCAAUAUCUGCAAUAACGUCAUCAUAAUGAUUAUCAGAUUUAUAAUUUGAGUGGGUUGCAAUACGAUCAUACAAAAUUCAAAGGAAAAAUUUACACUUUUCCAUGGGAAGAGAAGUCUACACCUAAUUUGGGAUACUUGUUUAUGUUGUGUAAGCACAUUGACGAUUUUUUAUCAUCCAAACUAUCAAACGUGAUUGUUGUACAUUGCAUUAACGGAAUUGGAAGAACUGGAACUGCAAUUUGUUGUUAUCUGUUGUACAGUGGUCGCUUCUCCAAUGCUGAAGAGGCCUUGUUUUAUUAUGAUAAAUAGAAACAUUUGAAAGGCGGUGGAAUCACUAUGCCCUCAUAACUAAGAUAUGUGAAGUACUUUGAAAAAAUAUUAUUCUAAAGGAAUAUUUACCCACCUAUCAAAUACUUGACUUCCAUAGUUAUCCAUGGCAUUCCAGAUAUCCAAGAUAAAUAAUGUAAACCAUUUUUAGAAAUCUACACUUAUGAAAAGUCUUGUAAGACCUUGAAAUACACUGAUAAACUGGAGUACAAAGAUUAAAAGAAGGCUAAAGAUUUAAUGUUGAAAGAUAUUGAGUUAAUUAGAAUUAAUAUAGGCAAGCCUUUUUUGGCUAUUGGAGACAUAAUGAUUAAAUUUAAUCAUAAUGGCCAUUUUGAAGUAGAACCAAUGUUUCGAGUUUCCUUUAAUACUGCCUUCAUUGAGGACAACAAAUUGAUUCUAAGGAUUGAAGAGUUGGAUCCUUUCAAAUUGCAAAAGGAUGAUAGAUUUCCUGCUGAUUUGAGAGUAGAGCUUCAGUUUAAGGAUUUCUGUAAAUGCACAAAUGAAAUAUAAUUUAAUUAAAGGUGUAAAAGCUGUUUAAACUUAUCCAAACAACUUUGCCCUGAUUGGGAACUCAUCUAAAACAUUCUCAAUGAUUACAUUAAGCAUAGUGUUGAAGAGUCAUAGAUCUUAUUAUUUGGAGAUGCUGCAUUUGAUAAUCUCAAUGAGAUAAAAUACCAAACAUUUUCAGGAGGACGUGCUCGUACUGAUAUUAUUAAAGAUACCGAUGAUGACUUUUGA